Molecule: messenger RNA, 3056 nt
Organism: Fonticula alba
Lineage: Eukaryota; Rotosphaerida; Fonticulaceae
Exons: 5
Coding region: 20-2449 (809 amino acids)
Source: RefSeq, a predicted model, not a curated record
CCGCCGCCCCCUGGUCCCCAUGUCCUUCUUCGAUGUGUCCCCCAUCGCGGCCGCGGCCAACCCGGCACAGCCGAUCCCGGUCCUCUAUCCGAUCGAGAUCUAUGGCAUCGUUGGCCUCCCGCUGCUGAUCGCCUGCUAUGUGUGGUUCCUGGCACGCAGUCACACCGAGCCCAUCAUGACUCGUGGGCGUCUGCUCACGUCUCUCUCCUUCUGGGCAAUUAUCAUCCACCAGACGGUCCUCAUCCUGUCCUCGCCCAACUUCGGCCGGGACUUCACCUGUUUCCCGGCCAUCAUCUCCGGCUCGCUUUUCAUGAAUACCUGGCUGCUGCCGCUCAUCUUCCGCGGUUACAUUGCCUACUUCAACUACGUGCAUCAUGCCGGUGCACUCAAGGACACGGUGAUGCGCAUCCACGGGUCCAGCUCCUCGGAUUUCAUGUCCACCGAUGACAGCGACGAUGGGCUCCUCUCCGACACGAGCACCGGCGGCAGUGGUCUGCGUGCGCGCCGGUCUGGCUCUUCGAUCGACACCAACAAUGCCCUGGCAAAUGCGGCCCUCACGGCGGCCGGGCCAUUCGACUCCGUUUCGCCGGAGGUCUUCGACGCGGUCAUGCGCCACCACAGCGAGAAGGCCAGCUCCUCCGAGUUCCCCCCGGCCCCGGCUCCCUUCGAGGGCGAUGCCGAGGCUGCCGCCGGUGCCAGCAGCGCCGCCGAGGCCCAGCAGGUGGUCGCCGGGCGCAAGGCAUCCCGCAAGCAGGCCGACCUGUCGCGCUACUACCGCUUCCUCCGGCUGAUUGCCCUCCGCCGGAACCAGAUCAUCAUCUACUGCACGGUCAACGUCCUGUAUCUGGGCAUCGCGGCCCUGAUGGUUACCUUCUCCGCCAAUGGCUGGAAUGACUUCUCAUCUGGCAACGGUCUCUGCGCCUUCCAGGUUCGCUUCUUCAUCAUGAUCCAGGCCCUGAUCUAUGUGGCCAUCACCAUCCACCUGUCUUUCCUGCUGCGUGGUGUGAAUGAUACUUUCAUGAUUCAGAACGAGCUCACUAUCCAGAUGGCCGUCUCCUUCAGCCUCGGGAUUGUGUGGAUCAUUGUCGUCUUUUUGGCGCGCCAGCUCUACCCCUUCGGCCCGGACCAUGUCAUCAUCACCCUCUCGUCGGUCUGCUGCCUGAUUAUCACCGUCUACCCCCUCUACCUGUCCUACACCCCCUUCUUCAAGUCCCUCACCCGCCAGCGCCUUGCCCUGCGCCGCGGCGCCAGCACCGGUGGAUCCGGCUCCUUCGACUCCAGCUUCGAUCACCUCCCCGCGCAGGCUACCCAGAACGAAGAGCUGAAGGCCAUCCGCGGCUUGAACCAGGAUGACAUGGCCCUCAUGAAUGACAAGGAGAACAAGAGCACCUCGGUUCGCGUGACCGACUCCAAGAUCACCUCGGUCGGGGACCUGCUCGGGUAUGAGCACAUGCUCCGCCUGCGCAACCCCAAGCUCCGGAAUGCCUUCGCCAAGUUCUGCGUCUCCUCCUGGUGUGGUGAGAUCCCCCUGUUCCAUGCCCGUGCUCGGCGUUUCGAGUCCCGCUGGGACAAGCGCCUCCUGAGCGAUCGUCUCGAGGAUGCGAUGGAGAUUCGCAAGCUCUUCCUCGACCCGAACUCCCAGUACGAGAUCAACAUUUCCGGCUCCGUCAGCCGGGAAAUCCUCCGCGCGCUGGAUGCCUGUGUGGCCGCCUUCGACCGGGGGAAGCUCUCCUCCAUCAACAUCACCUCCGACGGGGUCCUUGUCUAUGAGAACACCCGGCCGACGGGCAAGCAGUCGUCGGAUUCCCUGCCCGGGGCUACUUCCUCCGGCAGCGCCGCCGGCCCGGUCGCCGACAUGGUGUACCUCCGUCGGGAUAUCUUCCUCAAGGCCGAGCGCGAGAUUGUCGACCAGCUGGAUCGCAUGCUGGCCACUUGGAAGAUCUCCCCCGAGGGCCAGACCAAGAUCGCCCUCGCGCUCAACCUCAACCCCACCGGCGAUGCGACGUCCGCCGGUCAUGAGAUGAAUGUCCUGACCCCGCGCCGGAGCUCGCGCUCUCGCCGCAAGGAGUCUCUCUCGGCCGACGGCGACAGCGACGCCACCGCAUCCAAGUCCGCCGAUUUGGCUGCCUCUUCCGCCAGCCCCGGCGCCACCGUGUCUUCGCCCUCGCCCGCUUCCUCGCCGGAUGCCAGUGUCAAUGACAGCCCGGCGGUUUCGGCCGACAAGGAUGCGGCCCUGGUUUCGACCCUCACCGGUGGCAAUGAUGCCGCCGUUGCCGUCAGCCUGGAUUUCAACAUGGAGCCGGUUUCGCCCAACAGCGGUGCCGCCUCCACGGCCGCCUCUCUCGGCGUUGUCAUGGCCAAGCCCAGCGACAAGGAGGGCGCCUCGGAUGACGGGUCGUCCAUCCGGUCGAACGCCUCGUCCAGCGCCUCUUCAGCCGCGUCCGAUUGAGUGUCAGCCCAUUUCCAUGCGCCGCCCAAUCGCCGGUGCACUUGUCGUCUCCCCGGCCUCCUCCCUCUCUUUCUUCCUCUGUCUUCCCCUCUCCACUUCUCCCUCCUUGCUGUGUGUCAGUCCGGGGAAGAGAACCGACGACAGUCGCUGCGCAUGGAUGAGCCAGCGCGCGCGGCCUGUGCCCUGUGCAUGGCAUUGCUCUGGCGGCCCCUCCUCCGCUCCAUCUGUCCAUCUCUUCUCGCCCUCUUCCUCCCUCCACUUUCCUUAGAUCCCUGGUGGAGGGAGGUAUGCGAGAGCGAGAGGGAGCUCCCUGUUCCCCCUUACCUACCUACCUGCUGCCUGUCGCAGGGGCGCCAUCGUGUGAUCCUCAACCCAAUUUUGUCCUCCUUCUUCUCUCCUCCUCCCCUACUCAAUGUCCCUUGUCCUUGAGCCAGAGAAAAUCAUUCCUCCCCCUCCCUCUCACCCCCUUUCCCUCAUUUUUUUUUUUUUGCUGCUCGCCUUUCCGUGCACUUGUCGCAGGGGUGGCCAUCUGCCACUUGCGCGUCCUACACCCGCGGCAUCACGCGUCCUCCACACGCGCAAGGAGGGAAGGGGCGGGGGAGGGGGG